UGUUCCUGCACCUAUCUUCCACAGAUCUUGAAUGAAUCAUUGAUUCAUAUUACCAAGUAUCUUCUUUUUUUUUUUUUUUUUUGGUUAUCUUCUCUUUUAUUCCUCAUCAUUUCGGUAUUGCCAUAUACAUAUAUAAAUUUUCCUCCUUGUAAGAAUCUCAAGAAAUGGCAACCACUGAUCAAAAUCCAAGCAACUUGGCAGAGUCCUAUCAUCAAAAUCACAUGGUCUCAGUACAGAACCCACAACCCAAAUUCCCACUACUCUUCCUCCGUCGGUUUCGAAGUCUAUACGAAGAGCACUGCCCACCUGGCUUUCUCAGAAAGGCAGUAGCAGAAAUAAUAGCGACUUUUCUACUGGUGUUCGUGACGUGUGGUUCAGCUGCGCUGAGUACAAGCGACGAACACAAGGUCUCAAGGCUGGGAGCUUCGGUUGCCGGUGGGCUUAUCGUGACUGUAAUGAUCUAUGCCGUCGGCCAUAUCUCCGGCGCUCACAUGAACCCGGCAGUCACUAUCGCCUUUGCCGCCGUUAGGCAUUUCCCCUGGAAACAGGUGCCAUUCUAUGCAGCAGCUCAAGUGAGCGGAGGAAUGGCAGCCUCGUUUACACUUCGCCUACUACUGCACCUAAAGAAUUUAGGCACGACUUCUCCUUCAGGUUCCAAUCUCCAGGCCUUAGUCAUGGAGAUUGUUGUUACCUUUUCCAUGAUGUUCAUCACUUCUGCUGUUGCCACUGACACCAAAGCUAUAGGAGAGUUAGCCGGGAUUGCAGUUGGUUCCACAGUUUGCAUAACUUCCAUCUUAGCCGGGCCAAUAUCAGGUGGAUCCAUGAACCCAGCAAGGAGCAUAGGUCCGGCGGUUGCGAGCUCAAACUAUAAAGGGAUUUGGGUGUACAUGGUUGGACCGGUGAUGGGGACACUGAUGGGAGCAUGGUCCUACAGCCUCAUCCGGGUGACAAACCAGCCUGCCCACGAGAUCUCUCCCAGACCACCGUAUUCUCUCAAACUUCGUCGACUACGGAGCGACGACCACCCACCUACCAUACAAAAAGAUAUUAUAGAUCCACCAGAUACCGUAUAGCUACAUUCUAUUGGAUCAAAAUAUCCAUUUUGCUAGGUAUAUGCUAAGCUUGUGGCAACUGGACAUGAUGUACAUUUUUACAUUGUUGGUAAUACAUGUCAUGUCACAUUUUUACUUUUUCA
Molecule: messenger RNA, 1195 nt
Organism: Macadamia integrifolia
Lineage: Eukaryota; Viridiplantae; Streptophyta; Magnoliopsida; Proteales; Proteaceae
Product: aquaporin NIP2-1-like
Biological process (GO): transmembrane transport
Cellular component (GO): membrane
Molecular function (GO): channel activity
Source: RefSeq, a predicted model, not a curated record